Manihot esculenta (cassava) is the source of this 2546-nucleotide messenger RNA. Its product is annotated as myosin-binding protein 7. Bases 635 to 2221 code for a protein of 528 amino acids. The transcript has 4 exons. NCBI's taxonomy places the organism in Eukaryota, Viridiplantae, Streptophyta, Magnoliopsida, Malpighiales, Euphorbiaceae. The record is from RefSeq and is a predicted model, not a curated record.
CUGGGGGUUCCAACUAAUCUCGAUCUUAAUCAUGAUCAUAAUCACCCGUUGAAUCCUUGCUUUUUAGGUUGCCCCGAAAAUUCACUUAAAUAAUAAUUUCACUCUCUCUUUACAAAAAGGAAAUUAAAUAAAAUAAAAAUUCUUCCACUAACUGAUUUCAUUUCUGGAGAAACAUACAAUUAAAUAAAAAUUUUUGUCUAGGGUUUCGAAAUCCCUCUCUGUAGCUCUCCCCAUUCGAUUUUCCUUCCCUCCAAACGCCAGGCUGUUCUUUCUUUAUCGUUUUUUUCCCCGGGAAAGUUGGAGGAAGUUUUACGGGUAUUUUAUGUUUUGUUUUCUCCGGGAAUUUCAUUUUCCCGGGAGGGUUUCACCUCCGAAUUCGGCUUCUUCGCGAGCUCCUUCUCUGAAUACGGCUUUUACAGGUCAUUUGCAUGUGAUUAACUGAUCUCAGAUAAAAAGUAGCUGGUAAUUGGAAUUGAGCAAGGGAAGUAAUUGUCGUUAAAAGAUCUGUAGAAUCAACAGAGAGAGCAUUUCAGACCUCCAAAGAUAAAGACCCUUUACCCGUUGAUUUUGUUACCUUCAGUAAUGAUACUGUUAUUAAUCUUCAAUCAUCUUAAAUUUUAAUGCUAAUUGCUUUAUGGAUUUGGGAGUACUUUCACCUACCUCUUCACCUUCACGGUGUAGGGAUUUGGUGAAGUGUGGUAAUUGUGGGUGUAGUUGUUCUUUAGUAGCUUCCUCCACCAGGGGUGCUUGGUUCCGGUCUGUGAAACGAAAAUAUGAUGAGUUUGAGGAAGGAAAUCGAUUCUAUAUACCUGGAUUUGAUCUCUUCUCGAAUCCACGUGUGCAAAUUGAGAAUGAAUGUGCUGCAUUACGUGAAACAGUUAGUAGCCAACAGCAGGCAAUACAAGAUUUACAGGCUGAACUGGAAGAGGAGAGAAAUGCCUCUUCAACGGCAGCAAAUGAGGCAAUGUCAAUGAUACUGAGGUUGCAGAGGGAGAAGGCAGAGAUCCAAAUGGAAGCAAGACAAUUCAAGCGUUUUGCAGAGGAGAAGAUGGCUCAUGAUCAGCAGGAGUUUUUGGCUCUUGAGGAUCUAUUGUAUAAGAGAGAACAAGCUAUUCAAUCUCUUACUUGUGAGGUGCAGGCUUAUAAACAUAGGAUGCUGAGUUAUGGGCUUACAGAAGCUGAGGCAGAGGGGGAGAAGGGUGAGAGAAGUGAGUUAAGUCGCAACCCAAGUAUGAAUGAAAAUUUGGAUGCUCUGCAAUUUGAAUUUCCAGCAUACAAUUAUCCACCCCUAAAAUGCAAUUUGAAUGAGAACCCAAUUGCAUUGGAAGGCGACGAUGAUGUGGAUGUGGAGAAAUAUGCUUUUGGUGAGAUUCCUCAUGCUCGGGAUCAUUUGAAAGAUUUGGAAUAUAGGAUCAAUCAGAUGGAGAAUAGUCCCAGUAGCAGUCAAUUGGAUGGGGCGUCCUCUGGUUCAAAGAAUAUCCCAGAGAAGGUGAUAGUUGGCCAAUCUCCCAGGCGGCCGAGAGACAGGAUGUCUUCUGCCGAAAAUUCAGGUUCAUUUGUGGGUACAUCAAGAGAAACAGGUCCAGAUCUUGUGACAGAAUCUCAAAGUUUCAGGUUGAAUAAUAGCUUUAAGAAGAUGGAUUAUGUUUCGCAAUCAGAAGACUCCUCGAAUUUGAGAAAGUUGGACAAUGCAUCAGAUUUUGGAGAUGACAUGAGUAGUGACAGAGUUUAUACCAUUGAUUCUGUCUACAAUGGGGUACCAUAUAAUUGUGCUGCCGAACCAAAAGCUGGAGCUGGGAUUUGUGAAGAUUAUGUUUCCACUCCAAGGGAGGUAUCAAAUCGGCCUGAUGUUAGCGAUCCUGAUAUCAAAAAGCUCUACAUGAGGCUUCAGGCACUUGAGGCUGACAGGGAAUCUAUGAGGCACGCAAUUAUUUCAAUGCGCACUGAUAAAGCCCAGAUGGUGCUAUUGAAAGAAAUAGCUCAACAUUUGUCCAAGGAGAUGUCACCAGAAAGGCGAAUGCCUGUGAAGAAGCCAUCUCUUGGAACCUUUUCCUUCAUGUCAAUUUUCAAGUGGGUCGCAUCCUUCAUUUUCUGGAGAAAGAAAGCUCGUCGAAGCAAAUAUAUGUGCGGGCUUUCAGCAAGCAACGUUGGUCUGUUACUGCUACUGGACAAAGGGCCUCGCACAAGGCAAUGGAGAUGUGUUACAAGUACACAAGUGUGAAACAAAUAGUGAAACCUCCAUAUCCAUUGCAUGCUGAAGUUCAUAAAUGUGAGCUCAUAAUGGAUUAUGGUUGCGUUGCCAUAAUUUUUUUCGCAUUCUUUUUCUGGAUUCUUAGCUGCUACAGAGUUUGAGUGUGUUGUGCGGUGUUGUUGCGAUUUUUUGAUUUCUAUGGAUUUGAGUAUAUCUUGGUGGUUGAUCAGGAAAGAUGGAUAUGGUAUGGGAAUGUUUAUGCCCAUUCAGUUUGUUGGAAUUUAGCUCAUGACAGGCCACUUCUGUAUAUGUCAUAUUCUUGUAUGAUUCCGAUUCAAUUGUGCUAUUUGCUUCU